UUAUAUAAAAUUAAAAAUUUAUACAAAUUUUGGAGGUUGUAUAAAAAAUUAUUAUCAAAUGAAUAUAUAUUAUUUUAUAAAUCGAGCACGUAUCUAAAUUAUUAAAAUAAAAAUUAAUGUAAUAAAAUCUAAGCUCUGAUUGGAAAAACAAUUUGUUUUGUACUAUUCAUAGAGAAGAGUGUGUGGGAUUUUGUUGUCUUAAUAAAAAUUGUUCUGAAAAUAGAUUGUGUUGUUAGAAAUGUUUAUAAUAAUAUCAUUAAUAUCACACUAAUGAAAUAAUUAUACUUGAUGCCUUGGAAGAAUUCAUUUCAAACUCUUCAAAAAAUGUAAAAUAAGUGAUAGCAACUUCAAAAAAUAGAUUUGAAUGUGUAAAAGAGUCGAUUGAUUCUCUCAUCUAUAAACUAGAAAAUAAAAUAUAUGGUUUAGAAUCAAGUAUCUAAAAAUUGAACACAAGCUAACUCGAGGAACUUAUUAAAUACUCUUUUUAAUAUGAGGAACUUGAACAGAUUUUAAAGUCUUCAUUUGAUGAAUUAACAAAUCAUAUUUAAAAAACACUUGAAGGAAUUUAUUUGAAUUACUCCCUACAUGAUAGAAUACAACUUGAUGAAUAAAUAAUCGUUGAAUUAGGAGAUGACUUAUUAAAAUAAAAAGAUUAUUUUAGAGCCAAAGAGUAUUUUGAAUAAUGCAUCUAAAUUAAUCCUAAAAAUAGUACAGCACUUUUAGGAAUAGGUAUUUUAUUCUAAAAAGUUAGCUAAUUGCUUAAGAGAAAAUAAGAAAUACAAGGAAGCAGAAUAAUAUUAUACAAAAGUAAAAUUGUUGGAUGAAAGUAACAUCAAUAUAUUCUGUGGUCUUGGUAAUUAAAUUAAUAAAUUAAAGGUGAAUGUUUAAGAUAACAAAUGUAAAUUGAAAAAGCUUUAAUUCAAUUCGAUGAAGCUUUAAGAAUAGAUCCAAGCUUUUCUUAAGCAGCAUUUUAUAAAGGUUCAAUAAAAUUAAUAUAUAAAGGGGUUCUUCUCAUUUAUUAAGGAAUUUGGAGAGUAUUAUAAAAUGGAGAAAAUGAGGAAUUAGUAAAAGAAGAAAUCUUUACAUAUUUUAAAAAUAUUACUUUGAAUGAUAAUGAUACUUAUGUAAGAUUAUUCAAAUGUAUAUAUAUAUCUAUAAUAUUUUUUUAGCUUUGUUUCUAAGUUUAGAUGGUUAUCCAGAGGAUGCUGAGUAGAUAAUUGAAGAAGUUGUAAAAAUAACACCAAAUAAUUAUGAGGGUCUAUUAAUAAAAAGUUAUUAUUUUAGUAAAAGAUAGGUUUCAUGCUAUUUGGUAAGCAAUAAUUUGGCUUAGCUUUAUAAUUACUUGGAUAGAUAAAGAUAUAAGAUUUAUUCGUAGCAUUUUUUAAGAGUAAACAUUUUAAUUCAAUUAGGUUUAUGCUUAUUUAAUUUAGAAUAAUACAAUGAGGCAAUUAAAUUUUUAGAUUCUAUUUUAGAAAGUAAUUCUAACAAUUAGAAUGUAUAUUUAUUUAAAGGUAUGAAUUUUAAUUAAAAAAGGUUAAUGCUUAUUGAAACUUAAAAAACCUAAAGAAGCUUUACAAAUAUUUUAUUCUAUUCUGGAAAUAAAUCCUAAACACAAAGACGCUUUGGAAUGCAAAGGUAUAAAAAGCUUUAAUUUUUUUAAGAUUAAUGCUUAGAAGCGAUCGAGUAAGAAAAGGAAGCUAUAUCAGAUUUAGAGUAUUUAUUUUAUACAUUAUAGAUUAAAAAUUUGAUGAAGAAUUUAUUAAAAUACAUAUUUAAAUUAGAUAUUCAUUAUUUUUCAAUUAUCUAUAAAACUUGUUUAUUUUCAACAUCUGUUUAUUAAUUCUAAUAAUGA
Messenger RNA from Paramecium sonneborni, 1852 nucleotides. NCBI's taxonomy places the organism in Eukaryota, Ciliophora, Oligohymenophorea, Peniculida, Parameciidae. The record is from the annotation of a GenBank genome assembly.